CAUUCAUUUACUAUUUGUUUGAUUUGAUAAUUUGUUAGAUAGUGUUUUGCUUUUGUUCCACUUUGCUUAAUUUCACUACACCUAUAGUUAAAUCGAGUGGCUUUUGAUAAAGUUUGUCAACUCUUUUCAGAAUUAAUUCUUGAAUUGAAAGCCUCGACAUCUCGAGAGUCUCAUUGGAUUGCACAUACUGCUAGAAUUGGUUACUGAGUUGAAAACCUCGACGUUGCGAGAGAUUUAUUGAAUUGCACUUACUGUUAGAAUCUUGUCUGAUAUCCUGCCCCAGUUCUAUGAAUCAGCUUUGGUUGGCUAUCAUUUUGGUGAAGUCAGAAUGAGCUGGAAGGAUCACGCACCUGUCAUCGGUCUCCUCGAUCAAUACUACUGUUGGACAUCAUCGCUUGAAAUCUACUUAAGAUAUGUAUUUUCCUGUUACAAGGUACCACUCGAAAGCCAAGCUGAGGUUUUCAAAUCAGAUGACGUCAAAGGACUUCUUGCUGAUACAAUCGUCUCGUGCAGGUGCUGUAGCGUUUUAGUCCCUGACGAUCUCGUGCUUUUCCAUUGUCAACAGCAACAACUAGAGAUUGUCGAAGGAAUACUUCAUAAGUACUGCAAGCGUUUCGAUCGGAAAGACCAUGCUGGAAAGUCGUUCGAAAAAGAACUGUCGGCUGCUGCAAGCCUCGCAGGUAAAGAAUGGGAAGCAUUGUCCUUUGCGAUCGGGUCAGACCUCAUGAUGCACUUGCUAAGUCAGAUGGCCUUGUUUAUCAAACUUCCGAAAGGCAAUUUAUUGCAAGUUACUGGGAAGUCAUUGUGGAGAGAGUAUCCAUUAGGUGACCAUUCUUGCAGAUCAAUGUUCCAAGAAUCGGUAGAUAGAUUUGUUCCAGGACUCAUAAAGGUACCCUCCACUAGGAUGUCACUAAGAUGCCAGAUUAAUCGUCGUGACCGCACGCUGUCCACUGAAUCUGAGUCAAUUUUAGAAGAUGAAGACGCUCUUGUUGUACCUGAAAUGAACGAAUCUUCCAUGUUUAGUGUUACCUUGAACACAAGUAAAGACCGGGCUUCUCCUCCUGUGCCCACAGAAUCGGAGUCACUUUUUGAAUCUGAGAUGUCUUUUGCUUCAAACAUUGAAGAUUCCUGUGAUUCGAAGGGUGAGAGAACAAGUAUACUUACCCCAGAAGGUAAAGGAAAUGUUCGUAGGCCCUUGGAUGUAAAAAUUAAGGAGGAAGUUAUAAAAACGAGAAGCUUACUGUAUAACCGUCGUGUCAGUGAAAAACUGUUCGAUUCCCAUAUCUUGAACAAAGUUCAGCCUUCACGCAAGGGAGCCCAACUACUUGCAAAGCAAAUAUUUCUUCGAGAUGGUCAACAACAUACGUAUAGAAAGCUUCCUUCAAAGCUUAAUCGGGCCGUUGCUUUGCUUUGUAAAUGUAUAAAAAAUUAUCGAAAAUUGAACAUCAAGGCUGUUUUGGAGACGUGUUGCCCUUUGCCUGCUACGGUGAAAACAUUGCUUAGAGACUAUCGGAAGGAGAGGAGUAAGGAAAAAUCCCAGAAAAGUACUUCAUCUCAGCAAGUUCGAAGGCUGAAGAAGAACAAGGCACUGCUGUUCAAUGUUGCUGCUUCUAGCUUUGUUGAACCGUACAAGGUUUUUUUAUUUGUUAAACGCAUCUGCCAGAAAGUCUUCCAGCGAAAUCUUCUUGGCACCAAGGUUAAUUGGCGGAGGUUUUUCAAAAACAUAAAACCAUUCUUUGACCUUGGCAAAAAUGAGUUUAUGUCUAUGUCUGAAUUGACAAAUGGCAUAAAACUCUCUUUAUGCAACUGGAUGUUCAGGUCGGGAAAGAGACCCGUAGGCAUCCAGAAGCCCUUCCUGGCUUGGCAGGAGAGUACAUUGAAAAGCCUGAUUCGCUGGAUUGCUGAAGACUUUUUGAUUCCUUUGGUGAGAUCUUGUUUCUAUGUCACUGAAACCGGGAUGGAUCACGACAGAAUAUUCUUCUACAGACGCACAUCUUGGUCAGCCAUUGAAUCGUUAGGCAAGGAUUCCUUCUUUGCUGACGGCUUCAAAAGGGUGAAGGAGAAAGACGUUCUUCACGCUGUUUCCACGGGUGCUGCUUUUGGUUGCGGAAAGGCUCGGUUCAUUCCGAAGAAGUCUAAGGUCAGACCAGUCGUCAACAUUCAUUGGGACGACAAGGAUGACAAAAAAGAGAUGGAGAAAGUCAUAUCCAUCUUGAAGUUUGUAAAGAAACAGCGCCCCCUUGUAACUGGAUGUGCUGUAUCAAGUAUCAGUGAAAUUCAUCAUCGCCUUCUCAACUUCUCGAUGAAGCUGAGAGCAAUGGGAAGACUAGGCUCAAAGCUUUAUUUUCUUUGCUCGGACAUCGAACGCUGUUUUGAUAACAUGCCUCACGAUAAGCUCCUUGAAGUUAUCAGACAUUCUUUGAAAGAGAAAGAGUACUUAGUGAGGAACUUCAGAACCAUCUGCAACGUUACCCACGGUGUCAUCAAAAUGAAGGACAGUCAUGCUGUAGCGGCUGCCGCAAACUGCAGACCUUUCCCGGUAUUUUUGAAGGAAAAUCUUCUUUCAGACGAUAUUCGGGUCAGGAACUCUGUCAUUAUUGACGUUGGGGAUGAAAUAAGAUCACGCAAUAGAGUCAUUUCUCUUGUCACCAAGCAUGUUGAACAGAGCUAUGUCCAGUUUGGGAACACUUUUUAUCGUCAUAUCCGUGGUGUUGCACAAGGCUCCAUGCUAGCUACAUACUAUUGCGAUUUUUUAUAUGGCCAUAUGGAAGCGCAGUUUAUGGGAGACUUCCUUGUCUCCGACAACUGUAUGCUGAUCCGUUGGACUGACGAUUAUCUUCUUAUUGGCACGAGCAAAGAAAUUAUAGGGACUUUCGUCCAGAGGCUUGGUCUAGGAUUUUCCCAGUACGGUUUCAGCUUGAACGCAAGUAAAUCAAGAUCAAACGUCGAUAGCACCUCGCUGAACUGCCCUUUGAAAUUACAGAAGAUGUUUGGGGAAUGGUUUGGGUGGUGCAAUCUCCUGAUCAAUACCAAAACAUUAGAAGUAAAAUACAAUUUCGAGAAUUACAUAGGGGGUUCAGUCGGUGAAACGGUCACUGUUCGGCUUGAUUCACGCCCGGGAGUGCGGUUGUUACAGCGAUUGUGUCAUCACAUCAGAACGAGGUUGUCCUCGGUUGUAGUUGACCCAAGGCUUAACAGUGCAAAAGUGAUAGAGCAUAACUUAUGUCACAUUGCAUACCUAACUGCCAAAAAGAUGGAUUAUAUUGUUGGCAGACUCCCAAAAGAUUCAAGGCCAAACAAGCAUCCAAUUUUUUGGAAAAAUGCUAUUCACCGUAUUUUCAAGGCUUUCUAUCGCCACUAUCGACGGGUUCACCAAAGGGCAGGUGCUACUGCUAACAGCAUGAUUCCGAAGAAAGUUGCAAAAAAUAUAUAUUUUGCAGCUAUUAUUCGGGUUAUGUCCACAAAAUGUACAAGAUAUCGUCAAAUAAUGAAGCAAUUCUCGGUUUCACAAAAAAAAAGUUGGCAAAAGGAAGAACUUGUACUCCUCAAGUAAAACAAGUCAGCGGUAAGUAAAUAUACUCUUAUCGGUGUAUUUGUCGUCUCAUAAGAAAACUACCUCUUUUGUGGCAAGAUUUAGCUGAUGUUUCUAUACCUCUUGUUUUGAUAUUAAGGGUUGGCUAGUUACGUUCGUUAAUUACUCGUUAGUAGAACAUUCUUCAUUAAAUCAUUUGCAUCAACUAAAGGCCACACGAAAUGCUUAAAUCUGACUUUUUGUGCAAAUACCCCUAGUGUAUAUUCCUGCGAACAUAGGUUUAUACUCUUUUCUGUGGUGUUUUGAAAAGAUUUUAGCCUUUAAGUCCAGCACCAGCACCCAAAAUAAUGUCUAUUCAUAGAUCCAUAUUUAAUCACGCUAUUACAAUUUAUCCUUUUGUCAAUAAAUGUUUUGUUUCCCUUAUACUUGCAAUCAAAAUAAAUCUUGAUCUGUGGACAUUUUGACUUUAGAAAUUUUAAAAUGAAAAACUCAAAAAGAUAUUAUAUUUACCAUAAAAUAUUGUAACGGGUGCAUCUGUUUUCUCUACUAAGUUUUCUUUAACUAGGCAUGCUUCUAUUUCAAAUCUUUAAGUCAAUUAUUCCUAUAUAUAUACAGUUAUAUAUUAUUAGCAAGUUACAGUAUGUAAUGUGUCAAAUAGGUAAAGUGUUAUUACAACGAUAAACCAAGGAACAUGAAACAAAACCUUCUUUAACUAAAGUUAAAAAUAUGAACAAGGAGAACGAAUUAUUAGAUGAGCUCAAAAUUAAUUUGUUGCAGUUCAAAACGAUGCUAUAAGAACCACAUCUUUCGAUUUUUCAAUCGUUGGUUUGCCAAUAUUUCUCCAUACAACAAAUAUGAUAGUGAUACUGCAACAUGUUGUAUGAUAUUUCCUUGAAAAUUGUAGUGAAUUAUGAAUUGAAAAUGUCAAUGUAAAAAUCUUCUGCACGAACUGGCAAGCAACUGACAAACAAAAAGUUAAGCAUUACUUGAAAUUUGUUUGUUUUUCAGUGUCAUUAGAGUUCCAAGCAUGGUUGAUUUGAAUUUUUGUACCAGGUUUGGUAUCGAUAGACACUAAUAUUCUUUGACUAAUGAUCCUAUACAACUUCCGUAUCACGAUUCACACAAUGUAAUUUUUUAUUCUUACCAGUUUGUAUAAACAAGAGGGUUUAUGUCUUUUCUUGAUCCAGGAAUAAGGGGAUAGAUACCCAGGUGGGAGAGUUGAAGAACCCCGAAAUCCUUGGCCUGGAAGAUUAGCUGAUAACCCAACGUCAUAGAGUUCUAAAGGGAUGACGUCACAAAAUCUUUUUCAGAAUUUUCGAAUUUGGAUCCCAUAACCUGAAAGAGCAUCAUGAAAUUCCUCUAAUUGUAAAAAAUCAGUCAAAUGUGUUACAAAUUGGCAGAGAUAUGGCCACAUGUGUAUUUGUUCUUUCCCCAGCAAACCUCUGUAUUUUGGUCUCUGUUCAUAAAGUUAUGAACAGAGUCUAAAUAACAGUGAUUCGUUAGCAAACUUCAAAUCUUUCAUUGGCUGUAUGUCAACCGAUUUUAGACAUGUUUGGUCAAUUUUGCAUAUUUUAAAGUAUUUCAUGGUGCUCUUUUAUGUUAUGUGGUUUAAAUUCAAAAAUUCUAAAAAAGGUUUUGGUGACGUCACACUUUAGAACUCUAUUGGCGAAAAACACAGAUACCUCAAUUAUACAGCCACGCAUUUAGCACUAGGCGUGGACAAUUGUGUAGAAAUGCACGUGAUCACCUGGGUUUGCUAAUAGACUAUAUUUUUGGUUUAACAAGUUAUAUCUUUAACCUAUAAAUCAUGUCAAAAUGGAGCCAAUUAAAUAUGAGGAACAGUUAUCAACUUCUUAUUUAAAAAUGAAACGUGUUUGACGAUAGGUUUAAAAAUGGAAAAUAUACGAAACAUUCAUUACACACUGAAUCUUUCAGAAAGGCUUCGAUUGGUGCAAAGGGAAUGUCACGUGAUCUUUUAUGUUUUUGAUGCCUUGAGAAAGAGAGAGAGAGAUCUUUUGCAAAGAUUUUUAAUAUAGCUAUCCCAGGAUGCGAAGCUAUGCAACAGAUGAUCCACAUUGAUGACGCAGUUGCACUACUGGUGCAGUUAGAAUGCUUCCUUUCCUUUAAUCUUGCUCUUUCUGGGACAUUUUCUGGUGCUUAGUGUGGUAUCUUCAUCAUCUUUAAUGAGCCAACGGAAUCUGUGAUCAGUUGCCAAUCUAAUGGAUGACCAGUCACUCACGUAGCUGCAUCCUGCAUUGAAGUCGCCCAUGAUUAUUGCG
Rhopilema esculentum is the source of this 5811-nucleotide messenger RNA. The record is from RefSeq and is a predicted model, not a curated record. Lineage: Eukaryota; Metazoa; Cnidaria; Scyphozoa; Rhizostomeae; Rhizostomatidae.